This is a messenger RNA of Dracunculus medinensis (Guinea worm), 1845 nucleotides long. The record is from the annotation of a GenBank genome assembly. Lineage: Eukaryota; Metazoa; Nematoda; Chromadorea; Rhabditida; Dracunculidae.
UGCGAACGAAUGGGUGAAAAACGCCUUUGUGUAGCUUGCCAUAUCGUUGCUCAUUCAGCUUGUAUACCAUUACUCAAACAGAUAAAUAUGAAUUGUAAAGUAACUUAUCGUGACGUGCUUACAAGAUUUGAUCCAAAGAUGAAUGCAAUUGGACGACAUCAUUGGGUUCAUCGAUGGAAACUUGAAGGUCGAUGUAAUGAAUGUCGAAAAUCAUUUCAACAAAAAAUCUUUCAAAUUUUAAGAGGAUCUGAAAAAAUUGAGGAAGUACUGGCCAUCUCUUGUUCAUGGUGCAAGCGAUCUUACCAUAAUAAAACAUCUUGCUUUUCUCAAAAUCAGUUGGAGGAGCAAUGUGAUGGUGGUGCUCUAAAAAAUGUUAUCAUCCCAGCAUCUUGGAUUUGCCGUGUAAAUUUAUCGCGCAAGACUAAUCAAAAACAAUCUAAUUUACUGCAACAUAAGCGUGUAUUCUUUGUGAAGCCAUGCGAGUCAAUGAAAUUUACACCGUCUCAUCCUCUAAUUAUAUUUGUAAAUCCGAAAUCCGGUGGUAAUAAAGGAAUAAAAACAAUGCAAACGCUUUGUUGGCUUUUAAAUCCUCGUCAAGUUUUUGAUAUUUCUAUUAAAGGACCGAAAUUCGCACUUGAAAUGUAUAAGAGAGUUCCACAGUUACGGGUGCUUAUUUGUGGCGGUGAUGGAACUGUCGGUUGGGUGUUAAGUACUCUUGAUCAAUUGGCAUGGUCAGAUUAUCCACCUAUUGCUGUCUUGCCAUAUGGUACUGGUAACGAUCUUGCUAGGUGUCUUGGCUGGGGCGGUCAUUUUAACGAUGAGCCACUCAGCGAUCUUUUAAAGGCAAUUAUGUAUGAAACGGCAGUUGUUUUUCUUGACAGGUGGCAUCUCAAUGUUCAGCCUAAUGUUAGUCGUGCAAAUGAGUCAAGCGAGGAAAUGAAUGAAGCAGUACAGUGCACUUUGCCAUUAAAUGUUAUGAACAAUUAUUUUAGCAUUGGAGCUGAUGCGCAUAUUGCUCUUCAAUUUCAUCAUUCCAGAAGUGCAAAUCCACAAAUGCUUAAUAGUCGUUUCAAGAAUAGGAUCGCUUAUGGUGGCUUGGGUACCAUAGAUCUGUUUAAAAGAACGUGGAAGGAUUUGUCGGAUUACAUAACUCUUGAAUGCGAUGGCUGUGAUCUAACUCCUAAAAUUAAAGAAUUCAAGUACCACUGCAUUCUAUUUCAAAAUAUUCCUUAUUAUGCUGGUGGUACUGUACCUUGGGGAAAUGAUGAGAAUGGAUCCUGUCGACCAUCAACUUUUGAUCAUAAAGUUGAAGUACUUGGAUUCACAACAGCAUCACUGGCAGCCUUACAGAUGGGAGGUAAAGGUGAACGCUUGGCACAAUGUUGCCAUGUUCUCAUUACAACUACGAAAGCCAUUCCAAUGCAAGUGGAUGGUGAACCUUGCCUUCUUGCACCAUCCAUCAUAAGUCUUCAGUUUCAUAAUAAAGUUACUUGUGAAAUUGGCUAUAUUGUUAUCGAAACAGAUAUGGAUUUGCUCACAGUUCGCCAACAUAUCGACCGUCUUCUUAAUACCAAUCAAUCUGCGGCCAUUAAAUCGAGCAGAAAUUGGUUUUUCCUUGAUUACGUAAGUCACGCAGAUGAAGGUAUUUUUCGGUUGACGCCACAAGUAGAACAAUCAUCCGUCAUUUCUGACAUUUGUAAUGUUGAUGAAUGCGUUAUGAUAAUUGAAGAUUCUCAUCACCCGAGCACACAAAUGGACUUAAUAACCUCUAGAGAUUCGUCCGUUAAAUCAUCUUCUUCAAUGCUUAAUACUCACCUAAAGUUCUACCCACUAAUGAAUUCAUGA